Messenger RNA from Anopheles stephensi (Asian malaria mosquito), 6632 nucleotides. RefSeq lists its product as uncharacterized. Gene Ontology annotation, biological process: axo-dendritic transport; axon extension; chemical synaptic transmission. The transcript has 5 exons. Bases 216 to 6440 code for a protein of 2074 amino acids. NCBI's taxonomy places the organism in Eukaryota, Metazoa, Arthropoda, Insecta, Diptera, Culicidae. The record is from RefSeq and is a predicted model, not a curated record. Gene Ontology annotation, cellular component: axon; cytoplasm; synapse.
GGCAGCCAGCUUUGCUGCGCUCGUUUUACGCUUACCAAGCAUUUUCUGUGUGUGUUUCAUUUAGCUUUAUCCGUUUCUGUUUACUUUAUUUUGCUAGUAGGAAUACGUUUAAAGUGAUCUGUGGCAAAACCAGCACCGUACCGUGUGAAUGGUUCGUAAACUCAGCUGCACCCCAACUUUACGCCCAACUUGGUACGAAAGCGCACCCGACUCGGAUGGCUUCUACCCCGGGAGACAGUUCGGCCGUACCGCCCGAGAAAAGCAUCAUACUCAAGGGCUGGGAAAAGCUGGACGAUGACGUUAUCAUCAAGGAGGUGUCUACCAAGGGCAAACACGUCAACCUCUGCAUCCAGUAUCUGGCCGAACGGAACGAACUGUCGAUGAAGGAGGCCAAGAACUACUUUCUCCAGAAGGUGAAUGCGUACGUCUAUCGGUUACUGUCGAACCGGCAGCUCUACAAAGCGCACCACAUCCUGAAGAACAUCGAUCGUGUACCGCGGUACGUUUUCUACCAGAUUGCCGCCGAAACGACCGAUCACGGGCUGCGCGACUACAUACGGGAGCAUCUGGCACGGACGGUCGAAAACUAUAGCCACGGGGAAGAGGAACGGAUUGCAGCUAGCUGGCGCGUUUACACCCAGCUCAAAGCGAACGUGCGCCAGAUGGCGGAAGUGCUGAACGAGGUGACGACCGGGUACACGGUGCUCGAGAUCGAAACGAUGUCGUUCAACACGUUCUGCAUGAAGGAGGACGUCUACCGGAACUCGGUCGCUGUGGAUCUGUUCUUCAAAAAUCAAGAAACCGAAAUCUCUCCCAUCCUCGACCGGUACACCGUGUGGAGCUAUCUGCUAAAGAACAACAUUGCCAAUCUGGUGAAGAUAUGGAUUCAGCUCAACAGUUGCCUGCGCCGCUGCUUUCACGACGGUACCGAUCCGGCGCAGCAGCUUUUACGCAUCAAAAUCGACAUUUACGAUGAUCCACGGUUUAACGAACGCUUGCGGCAACUGUUUCAACGAUGGGAAAUCGAUGAUUUCAUGCUCUCGCAACUAUCCCACCAUCGAACCCUGUCUCGGAACGAUAUCCUGCUGAAUGAACUGGCUCGGCUGGGGAAAUUUCUUGACCACGAACGAAACGAUGCUGUUGCCAUCGUGCGCCGACUGUUCACGACGGAAUCGUUCAAACAGCACCGAGAGUGGACCGAAGCCAAAUGGUUCCGGGAGCAGCUAACACGCCAGAUGGUUGACAAUCGGUUCUUUACCAUGCUUGGUUUACCGAUCGUUUGUAGGGAGAUGCUCGAACGGAUCGGCACCGACCCGGGCGCACAGCAUCACGACGAGGUGAAGGUGUUCCGGCAGCUUCAAAAGCUUAAAAAUAGCGCAAUAACCAGUAAGGAGCUGUUGGGCGUGUCGCGCACCACGUCGGAGUAUAUCCUGAAGCACAAUCGUGCCUUCUACGAGGAGAACCCUAUCGUCUAUCUGUUCGAGUAUGGGUUGGAUGAGCGAAACACGAGCUUCGCGGUGGACGACCCAUGCUUCGCGAAGCUGCCCCAUCUUCAGAAUUUCAUCGCGCGCACCAAGGCCGGCUUCGGUGCGAACGAAACGAGCGGUGUGAUUGUUAGCAAACUGCUGGCGAUCGCUGGCGUUCCGGAUGCGGCCAAAGUGCAGCAGUUUCUCUUCCACGGCACGCGUACCGAUGCGAACGGAGCGGUCGAGGAGGAGGAUGAGCGUGCGUCACAGCUGGAACUGCUCGAGCAGCACGGUACCGUGCCCCACUUUAAUCAUCCACUGCUCGUCAGCCGGUACGGACAGCCGGUCACGCUGCGCUACAUGCACUUCAUCCGGCUGCAUCGCGCCUGCCACGCGGUGUACGAGUUCUACCGCGAGCAGCUGCAGAACUACUCGCAGAUAUCCUCGCGCCAACUGAACAGUGCCGCCCAAACGGUAGCUCGAAUGGCAAUCGAACGCUACUGGGACAAGGAGCUCGCGACGCAUGCGGUCGCGUUUAUCGAAAUGAUCGGUGUGAGCAGUGUGCCGACCCGUGCCUAUCUGCGCUGUCUAUCGCUCGUCGGUGAAGCGUCUCGGGAAGGAGAAGAUCACACACCGAUCCGUCUUUCGGUGGCGCAUUUGCUACGACGCUGCGAGGAAGCGAUCGGGGACAAAUCGAUCGACGAUCCCGAGCUACUGGUCGAUCUCGAAGCGAUGACAAUCGUAGCCAAAACGAACGCCUUACCCUACCCGGAAGUGUACCUGCGAGAGCGACUGCUGGCCAGAAACGAUUGGUUGCGCUUUCUGCUGCUCGUGGACUAUCUCAGCUACCCGGCGGAGCAAAUCGUUGAGCUGUGUCGGACCGGGUUUCAUGAAUCACGUAUCGGACGAAACCUGAUGACGGCGUUACUCCAUCAGCCGAGGCCGAUCGCCGACGGUCGGGAUGGGCAGACGAGCUCGAGCUCGUUUACCUCGUGCAAGCGGCGUUCGAGUUUAACACCUCGACGUAGAAGAAGGGCAAGCAGUACAACGGUCGAUUCGAGCGGUCAUUCAAGUAUCUCGAGCGAAACCGACGCCACCUCCAUCGGGCGCAGCACGUCCGGCAUCGGCCACACCAUCACAACCACUUCAUCGCCCCCUCUACAGCUACCGGCCACAGACAUAUCCACCAGCAGCUCAUGUUCCCUGUACGAUGGUGCCUGCUUCCUUUCCGAACGCUACGACACUGACCUCGUAUCCGUGCUAUUACUCUGCUCGAAUGAAGCCAACCCCUACGCAGCAGCAGCAGGAGCAUCCCCACCACCGUUCGAUUUCGAAACCUUCAAACGUCUCACCUUGCAGGCGACUUCCGAUCGACCAGCGCCACGCUAUCCGUACACCUACCAAAACUUGCUCGACCGGGCCAUACGCUCCCGGUGGCCUCUGCUGGCACUUCUCGCUGGUGACGUGUGUGCGGAAGGAAGCGAAAGUCGCCGCUACUGUUGGAUAGUGUGGGCAAUGUUGGCCGGUGAGUUUCCGUUCCAAGAUAAACUUUCACCCGAGCGUACGGAGCCACCGGGAUCCGAACCGGAGCGAUCGUUUGUGUGCGGUUUGGUGGAGCAUCUCGUACAGACCGGUCGGCUCUGUACGCUUGCUAGCUCGCUGGCCACUUUCUAUCCCGAUUCCGGGUGGUACUACCUGGCCGCGUACCUUAGCCUCACCGAGGACGUACUGUUCGAUGCGGAUCGUGCAGCAGAAUUGCUGACCGGGUUUCUCGUACGCUCUGCCACCGCCGGCGACGAGUGUUUCCUGCUGCACAUACCCAAGUACGAAAUGUUUGCCUUUUGCGCUCGGCUGCUCAUGGUACAUCUGGAUCGUCGGACAUCGAUGCAUCAUCAGUUCCUGCUGCUCCAGUCGUACGUGCGGUGCGAUUUCCGAUGCUUCUUGGUCCCGGGGAUAGAUUUCGAGCGGAUGCUACGCAUUUGUGGGAUCGUUCGUCAUUGUGGCGUCACGAUCGACUUCCUCGCGCUGCACGAGUGCUCCGGUGGUGGUGGCAAGGAGCAACAGCUAAGCUUGUAUGAGUCACUGUGUGAACAACUCGUCGCCAGGAAGCAUCACGAAGCGGCCAUUGCCGUCGCUGAGGAGGCAGGUCUGCCGCGGGAAAGUAUUAUCUUCGAGCAUUGGGUGAGUGGAUUCGAGUCGAGCGGUUCGGUAGGUUCGUUUGAGCGCUACCGGGCCGAGAGUGAACGGUACGGGCUUGAACCGGAGCUACGCAUCAGCUUCUUCACGCACAUUGCCAAUCGGCUUGAGUACGGUGACCGGCAGCGCUACGAUUUGCUUCGCUACGCGCUAGAACUGAUCCGUGAGCAUGGUCUCUAUCCGAGCGAAGCGUUCGAUCGGGAUCGAUUGGAGUACGAGCUGGCCCUGAGCUACAUACGCUGCACGGACGAACGGCAGGAGCUGCUCGAACUGUACUGCUCCCAGUAUUGGUGCAACACCCAGCAGCACCAUUCACCCUCGACGGCGGCCAUUUUGUAUCACACGUUUCUCGAGCUGAAGGAAGUCGCCGGCAUCGAUGAUCUUACCCUGUCGAACGUACCACUAGCGCAAACGGAGGAACGUUUGCGGCUCGAUGCGCUUAUCAAUCGACUGCUCGACUGCGGUGACAUUGUGCAGGCGUUGCGUUAUCAAGCGAUCUUUGAGCAACGUCCGCUGGAUCUUCACUUUAUCGUGUUCUGUAUGGCGCUAGCGGAGGGCCUGGUCAGUUUGUACAAUCUUUCGAAGGAGGAACGGAUGCUACUGAACGAGGACAGUGCGCGAUCUUCGGGCCGCUUCCAGCGCCGUACCCUACGCUUUAGCCGUGUUAGUCAAAGCAGCCAGAUUGGAGGAUCGCCCAUGAAGAGUGCGCAGUUGGAUACCUCGGAUACGAGCACCACGGCGACGUCCGACUUCGAGGAGGUACCAUCCCGUGAUCGUCAAGACAUAUUUGAAGCAAUAAGUGCCCUCGGAAAUCGCAUCACACACGGACAGGAGCUUGCUCAGCGCGUGGUCCUCACGUACCGCGUCGCGAUGUACCUCGAUCGAGAGUACAACGAGCUGCUCAAACUGCGCGAUCCGCUAGCCUUCCUGCCCGAGGUAGUUCGUGAAGAUUGCGUCCACAAGCUGGAGGUGAUCAGUGACAUCGUAACGGCGACUCGCAUGAGCAUCGAAAGCUUUACCGAUUUUCUCGCAUCGGAAAUCGUAUCGGCGGUGGUGCGUUCGAAGUUUUAUCUCUUCCAGCAGCAACUUCCACAGACGACACACGCGUCCGAUGAGCUGCUGUGGGGCUACAAUAUCGAUCGUGAGUUUCAUCUGUUUCUGGAGCUUGCGCCCAACACCACAGCGUUGGGAAAUGUGCUUUUGCGGUACUGUAACGCCUUUCGGCUUUAUCGCAAGCGCCGAGACACGACGGCAGACAGUGCGGGAGUGCGUGAUGCGCUCGAGUCAUUCGCCACUAUUCCUGCGAUACGGUUAAGCACCGCUGGGCCGGAUGUCGGGGAGCGAUUGGAUCAAAUUCUGCAAGGCCAGAUACUAUCGCUGAAGAAGCAAAACACAAUCAUCGUGGCGUUGUUGGUGAAGGCUCACGACUGCUUCGUGCACGAGUGUUCGAUGGAGGGCAUCAUGGAGGUGCUGGCCUGCUGUAAGGCUCUCACCGUGAUACUGACGGCAGCCAAAUCUUGGAAUCUGAUCGUGAAACUGCUGGUCGGCAUUGGACGCUACCGCGAUAUGUACUACUGCUUCGAAACACUGAUCAGUCACGAACAGUUCGAAUCACUGCUGGGUCAGUUUGAUGAUCGUGCCAGCAACGGACGUCGGCUGCAGUCUGCCAUCAUCACCUUCCUGAACGAGCACUGUCCCGAGCGGCGUGAUUACUUCCGUCUGGCAGCACUACACUUCCGGAUGUACCGAGAGAUAGCCGAACUUUGGGAGACGGAAGCGCACAACACGAUCGACGCGAUCGUCAAGACGUACGAGAUGAAGCAGCCUGUUGCAACGAAAUCGAACAGUCCCGCCCACUGUCAUCGGCUUCAGGUGACUGCACUCGUGCAGACCGAGCUAACCGGUGCUAUGGACGCGUUUACCCAUGCCACCGAAAACUAUCUGCUGGACAACAAUCUUACACUCGCGCAACGUGCCGCUGCCAACGCCGAGCUGGUGGCGUUACAGAUCUGCUACGUGCGGCAAGCACUGGUCGCGUCCGAAAAGGGACAGCAAGCCGACUCGAGUCCUUCCACCUCCAGCUCGGCAAGCAAACAAGUGUCCUCUACCUGCCUUUCGGUGUUAAACCUUCGGCCACCGACCGACGAUAACCGGCGUGGUGGAGCAGCCGCAAUGCAAGAAAUCUCCGGCACGAACGCUGCCACCGGCACACUGCUCUACUACAUCAACUUCCUGCUCGCCGUCCCACAGGCGCUGAUCGUGGGCCGAGCUUACGGGAUCGAAAUUAACUGGCCCGGUGCUAUCUAUCAGCACUACAUCAUACAGGGCGAGGCGACCUACCUGGUAGACUAUCUCGACCGGCUCCCGCUAACGGACGGGAUGAUCGAAACGCUCGUCAAGCUGUUCCAGCUGGAACCGAAUCUUACUCCCCGCAUGGAGCAAGCGAUCGGCACCUUUAUCGAUCGCAUCCAAUCGGUUACGCUCAAAUAUCGCCUUUCGUCGCUUCUUGGACUGAAGAAAACCAUUCACGGACUCAUCAACGGUGGUGCUGUGUACUACCUGAAGGACACCAACUACGGCAAGAAUGAUGUGGAGUCGAGUGGGGGAGGAGGUAGUGGAGGAAGUAGUGGUAACAGCACCGUCUCCAGUCUAGUGGGAGGAAGCGCUGGUGUGACGGGAGCAGCUGUGACAGCUGCUGCAAGCAUGACCGGAAGCUUGGUAGGAAGUGCGAGCAUCACUAGCAACACCGUGUCCCUGCACACCAUGUCCAGCUCGUGACGGGGACGGCGCAGAUGAUGGGACCUGUUUAAUGCAAUUGUGAUAGCCCCCCGGGGGCUUUUACGGAACAACGGAGUGUUUAGGAUAGGUAGAGCUUUAAGAAGAAUUGUAUUUAUUUUGCUUCCAUGGCAUUAUGGCAAUAAACGUGUUUUUCUCUCACACACUCUCCCUCUCUCUUGAGGAUUGUUACUA